CCCAGUAAAAAGGAAAUAAUUGAAAAUCAAAUCGCUAGGGUUUAGUAAAAUCAUCAAUCAAUCCAUCCAAAUUCUAGGGUUUAUACUUUCUUCUCUUACAUCUCCAUCAAUCGAGAGCUGACCAAAUUGAAAAUGGCGGAGAUAAAAACGUUACCAGCGGAUUCAAUUCAGCACUUUCAAGAAGGAGUAUCACUGGUUCUCUCAAAAUGGUGGACUCUUCAAAUGGCUGUACAAAAUGAGUGGGGAGGCCCUCAUUCUCACCAAAAAGCUCUUGAUUUCUACUCUCAAAUCUUUAAUUUCUUCCAUAAACCUAAUCGCAGAGAACCUGUUUACAUAGACGAAUUAGAAGAUUUGCUAGAGGAUGGUUUGGAUUCUUUUAAUACAGAUGCAGAAGACGAUGUACCAGAGGUAGCAGAUCAGUUGAUGGCUAUGUAUGAAGAAUGUUUGGUAGGCAACUAUCAAACAAUUCAGAAGUUAAAGCAAACAAAACCGGUUACUGUUCCUCGUGUAGAACAGGAUGCAAGUGACAGCGAUGAGGAAGCUGAUGAGAGCAUGGGGAAUGAAGAGGAAUCAAAUAUGACGGUAGAUACAACGGAGUCCUUGCCAAGUACUAAUCCCACAGAAAUACAGAAAAACAAUGGCAUACACCAGCAGAUGGAAGAAGCUGAAGAUGGAUGGGUUAAAGUUUCAAGGAAGAGUAAAGGUCGAAACAAGUAGCUUGGGACCUAAUGAUCUCAUCCUAAGCCCCAAGCAUUGGUUUUUCUUUUUCUUUUUCUUUUUCUUUUUCUUUUAUCCAAUUAUAUCCACUAGUUUUUCACAAUACUGUGUGUAUUUUGCAUGACACGCAUGUUGAGGAAUGUAGUUUAUUUGAGAAGUGAUAUAUAUGAUAUUGAAACAUAAUUGAGUUUAAAUGAAAGUGCUCGUGUAAUUUCAAUAAA
Chenopodium quinoa (quinoa) is the source of this 938-nucleotide messenger RNA. Its product is annotated as pre-rRNA-processing protein TSR2 homolog. Gene Ontology annotation, cellular component: nucleus. Lineage: Eukaryota; Viridiplantae; Streptophyta; Magnoliopsida; Caryophyllales; Amaranthaceae. The transcript has 4 exons. The record is from RefSeq and is a predicted model, not a curated record. The coding region runs from base 133 to 717 and encodes 194 amino acids. Gene Ontology annotation, biological process: maturation of SSU-rRNA from tricistronic rRNA transcript (SSU-rRNA, 5.8S rRNA, LSU-rRNA).